Lachancea mirantina is the source of this 1215-nucleotide messenger RNA. Lineage: Eukaryota; Fungi; Ascomycota; Saccharomycetes; Saccharomycetales; Saccharomycetaceae. The record is from the annotation of a GenBank genome assembly.
AUGUACGUAGAUCCGACGCGAAACAAUAGGGUGACGAAGUUAGAUUUCGGCAACGCAAGAAGUGAGAUGAACACGAAUGAAGGCUCGGAUCACAGCCGAGACGUGGGCCUCGCAAACAGCAACGGCAACAGUCACAGCAACGGGACGGGCCAGACUGAGAUGCAAGAACUGCCCAGAAUGACGCCAUCACAGCUGCAUGGCUCGCUGGGACAACAUGGGGCCCUCCAACAUUCGAAUCUCCAGGGUCGUACAACGUCAGGGAAAUAUUCACUGGGAGACUUUCACAUCUUAAGGACGCUCGGAACGGGGUCGUUUGGACGCGUGCAUCUUGUGAGGUCGAACCACAACGGGCGCUUCUACGCGAUGAAAGUGUUAAAAAAACGCAUAAUCGUUAAGCUGAAGCAGGUCGAGCACACAAACGACGAACGACGCAUGUUGUCGCUGGUUGCGCAUCCAUUCAUCAUAAGAAUGUGGGGCACUUUUCAGGACGCAGAGCAAAUAUUCAUGAUCAUGGAUUACAUCGAGGGUGGUGAGUUGUUCUCGCUUCUGCGGAAAUCGCAACGGUUUCCCAACCCCGUUGCUAAGUUCUACGCCGCGGAGGUGUGUCUAGCUUUGGAGUAUCUGCAUUCGAAAGACAUAAUAUAUCGGGACUUGAAACCAGAGAACGUGUUACUUGACAAAAAUGGGCACAUAAAACUGACUGAUUUCGGGUUCGCCAAAUACGUCCCAGACGUUACUUACACGCUCUGUGGGACACCUGACUACAUCGCGCCUGAAGUCGUCAGCACAAAGCCUUAUAACAAAUCCGUGGACUGGUGGAGUUUUGGCAUCUUGAUCUACGAAAUGCUGGCAGGAUACACACCAUUUUACGACUCAAAUACGAUUAAGACCUACGAAAACAUUUUGAAUGCCGAAUUACAGUUCCCCUCUUUCUUUCAUGAGGACGUGAAGGACUUAUUGGGUAAACUCAUACAGAGAGAUCUCAGUAAACGCCUGGGAAAUUUACAAAACGACAGCGAGGAUGUUAAAAAUCAUCCUUGGUUCAGCGAAGUCGUGUGGGAAAAACUACUGUGCCGAAACAUAGAGACGCCGUAUGAGCCUCCUAUCCAACCGGGCCAGGGCGACACUUCACAAUUCGACAGAUACCCUGAAGAGGACGUUAGUUACGGUGGGGAGGGUCGCGAUCAAUAUCACGACCUGUUCAAGGAGUUUUAG